Molecule: messenger RNA, 903 nt
Organism: Entamoeba invadens IP1
Lineage: Eukaryota; Evosea; Mastigamoebida; Endamoebidae
Exons: 1
Coding region: 1-903 (300 amino acids)
Source: RefSeq, a predicted model, not a curated record
AUGUCAAAGGAAGUCCCGUUGUUGUACAAUAAAGAAUUGAAAGAGGACGAAAUAGUAUUAUCGCAGUUUGAGAAUGUAGUGUUUGAGAAUUUGCAAGUCCCAAUUAAGUUAGUGAAGAACGUCCCGAACCCCGAGGUGAACGAGAAAAUAGAAGAGAAGAAAAGAAGGAAGUACUAUAAACUUGCCAUAUCAGAGUCACCAUUUCUCCUUACAUCGGGCGGAACACAACCAGCAAUACCUUCAGCACCUUCCCAACCAAUCACUUCAUUCACAAGUAGAAAAGUAAGAGAUCAAGACAAAUUCGCUCUCAUUCAACUUGAAGACGACGGCACAGUCCAAAUCAAUGUGCUCGAUGAGUACUGGAUCUUUAAUAAGAAAUUUGAAUCAACAAAGAACCUCUCGAACAUCGCGCCGGAAGAAGAAAAGGCUGAGAAAGAGACGGAACCAACACGACAACGACAUCUUCCAGGAGAGAAUAGUGAUGAAGAACAAAAUUCGCAUUUCAGCGACAGGUACGCCGACGACGACGAUGAAUUCAAUCCCGGAGGAAAGAACGACUCCUUUUCGACAUCAUCGGACUCGGAAAACGAGAAGAAGUCGCGGAAGAGAGGAAGCGAAACACAAAAACCCCAAACGAAAAUCGACUUGAAGGAAGCUAUUAUCAAAGAAUUGAAAGCAAACGGAGAGGAAAUGUACGCAGAUGCGUUGUUUAAGAAAUUCAACCCAGAAGGUUUGCAAGACUUGAACGAAAAAAUCGGAAAGAUUUGCCAGAAGAUUGUCGACGCUACUGCAGAAGAGAACGGACCGACUCUGUUCAGCUUGAAGCAAAACAUCAAAAAAAGAGAAAGACGCGAAAAAAGAAGUGAGAAAAAAAAGAGUGAGAAAAAAGAGAAGAAAAAUUGA